AUGUUCCAGAGCAGCCUUUAUAAGGGUCAUCCCAGGUGAGGCAUUGGCUAGAGAGGACAGGAGAAGGCAAGUGGUGAUCACUAAGCAGCUAAAGGUAGGUUUUCAGUCCUUCUUCUAACAGUUUCAUUAGAGGAAACUCGUCUUAAUUUCUCCUAAGACUGUAUACCAAUGUCCAACUGACUCUAUAUGCUUUGUGACAGGAGGACGUGCAGGGAUGAGACCCAUGGACCACAGCAAGCUGAAAUGUUGUCUCUUCUUCCUACUCUUGUUAACAGGUAAGACAUUGGGCUCCAUUUUACUCUUCUUAAAACAGACACAAAUUGCACUAGAAGAAUGUGAUCUUUAUUGUUCUGAUUUGCAGAUACACUAAAUAUACAAAAGUAUGUGGACACCCCUUCAAAUUAGUGGAUUUGGCUAUUUCAGCCACACCUGUUGCUGACAGGUGUAUAAAAUCGACCACACCGCCAUGCAAUCUCCAUAGACAAACAUUGGCAGUAUAAUGGCCUUAUUGAAGAGCUCAGUGACUUUCAACGUAGCACCAUCAUCAUAGGAUGCCACCUUUCUAACAAGUCCGUUCGUAAAAUUCUGCCUUGCUAGAGCUGCCCUGGUCAACUGUAAGUGCUGUUAUUGUGAGUGAAAACAUCUAGGAGCAACAACGGCUCAGCCGCGAAGUGGUAGGCCACACAAGCGCACAGAACAGGAUCCCCGAGUGCUGAAGUGCGUAGCGUGUAAAAAUUGUCUGUCCUCGGUUUCAACACUCACUACCGAGUUCCAAAAUGCCUCUGGAAGCAACGUCAGCACAAUAACUGUUCGUUGGGAGCUUCAUGAAAUGGGUUUCCAUGGCCGAGCAGCCGCACACAAGCGUAAGACCACCACGCGCAAUGCCAAGUGUUGGCUGGAGUGGUGUAAAGCUCGCCGCCAUUGGACUCUGGAGCAGUGGAAACGCGUUCUCUGGAGUGAUGAAUCAAGCUUCACCAUCUGGCAGUCCGACGGACAAAUCUGGGUUUGCCGGAUGCCUGGAGAACGCUACCUCCCCCAAUGCAUAGUGCCAACUGUAAAUUUGGUGGAGAAGGAAUAAUGGUCUGGGGCUGUUUUUCAUGGUUCGGGCUAGGCCCCUUAGUUCCAGUGAAGGGAAAUCUUAACGCUACGGCAUACAAUGACAUUCUAGACGAUUCUGUGCUUCCAACUUUGUGGCAAAAGUUUGGGGAAGGCCCUUUCCUGUUUCAGUAUGACAAUGCCUCCGUGCACAAAGCGAGGUCCAUACAGAAAUUGUUUGUCGAGAUCGGUGUGGAAGAACUUGACUGACCUGCAUAGAGCCCUGACCUCAACCCCAUCGAUGGAAGCAAGUCCCCGCAGCAAUGUAACAACAUCUAGUGGAAAGCCUUCCCAGAAGAGUGGAGGCUUUUAUAGCAGCAAAGGGGAGACCAACUCCAUAUUAAUGCCCAUGAUUUUGGAAUGAGAUGCUCGACGAGCAAGUGUCUACAUACUUUUAGUCAUGUAGUGUAUUGGAGCGAUAAUGGACUAGUGAUAGAGUAUCAGGUUUAGAUCACUUUUCACAGAUAGUGAGUCACUACUAUGAAGCCAUGCAACAACCUUAUCCCAUUUCAUUUAGAUUCAGUUUGUCAUUUCUUGUUCUGUGUGGUUGAACUAUUGGAAAGCAUAAUUGGUUCCUAGAAAAGCACUAUAUAAAUCCAAUGUAUUAUUCUGAAAUUAAAUACCCGUCUCUGGUUACACAGUAUCUGCAGCAGACCCUCUAUCCAAUGCAGCCACUUCAUCAAGUGCAGCCACUUCAUCCAGUGCAACCACACCAUCCUGUACGACACGUCGAUGUCUGGCCAGCAUGCUGAUUGCGAAAGAAGCUCUGAGUCAGCCACAGUCUCCAUCAUGCAUCUCAAAUAUCAGUGUGCCGUCAAUAGUGUACGAAACUCUGUCUGUUGUAAGUCCCUUUCUGUUCCUUUUAAUUGUGAGGAGUUUUGUACAAUAUGAGUGUCAGAGAUAACCUAUUGACGGUUGUAUCAUUAUGUGACGAUUAAUUAUUCUCUUCCUAAUAGGACACAAAAAACCUUCGCUUUGAGAGUCGUCUGCAAGUCAUGCUGGUAAGUACACAUAAAAAAAUCCAGGGAGACAUUUAAGUAAAUGUGAUAUUUUGUUAUAAUACUCAUGAUUAUGAUUCUAAACUAGUCUUGGGAAGACCCUGACUUAUCAUGGGACACAUCAGUCUAUCAUCAUGAUAUGGUGGUCCUGCCUGUCAGAAAAAUCUGGACUCCUGAACUCCAUGUGACUAAUGGGUGAGUCCACUUACAACAGAUUACAAUAAUUUAUGUUAUGUUUCAUUUAUUUUUAGGUGGCUUGCUGAUGGGAAAGCACACCUCUAAAUUUAUCUCAUAGUCGUCUUCUUCUUAUAUUUCUUCCGCCCGCUCUAGAGCUUAAACUAUUUAAGAUACCAACUUAGAUUGUUUGCAUUCAGAAUUGUUAUAACAUUUAUAACCAUUUUAAAUUAUCAUAAAAGCUACAUAGACUUGAUAGUCCCGUGUAGCUCAGUUGGUAGAGCAUGGCGUUUGCAACGCCAGGGUUGUGGGUUUGAUUCCCACGGGGAGCCAGUAUGAAAAUGUAUGCACUCACUAACUGUAAAUCGCUCUGGAUAAGAGUGUCUGCUAAAUGACUACAAUGUAAUGGAAAGUAUCUGAAUUCGCCACUGCUCUUACACCAGUCAAGCUAUCAACACCAAUCAACCGACCCAACUUGGAUUGCUUUUAUACUUUCUGAACUAUAACCAUUUAAAUUAACAUGGGUUUGAAUGAGAACCAUAGGAAUACACAGUAAGCUAUUCAAAACGUUUAUCAACUAUAACUAUAAGCAUAGCAUACAUUUGCAUGAAAUAAAACUCACCAACAGUAACUCUUGAACCAUUCAAGCUAGAGAUGCCAAACCAACUUUCACAUGUUCAGGCUAUCCUAACUUCUAAUUCUUUAAAACCUUUAUAAACUAUAAACAGUGGUGAUUAGCAUUAAUCAUCAUAAAACUUCAUGGAUUCAAUGCCAAUUCAAUUCAACCAUAAGAGCACAGUGGUAUACAUUUAAAUGCUACCCGCUCUUUAGCCAUUUCAGCUACAAACAUUAAAACAACAUUAGCAUUUUCAAAACUUUAAAAUAACAUAAAUACUUUAAAACAAGCAAGCACACCACAUUUUUUUCAGGAAAUGUACUUUCAAGUUUUAUUUUGAUUCCUUUUAUAACAUUACAGUAAAUGUAUGUGUGAUCUUCUAAAUAGCGAGUGAAUCAUGGACAGAAUUAGAGAUACAGUACUAAUAUGUUUUGAGUGGCCAAAUGUUUAAGUGUGACAGUUUUAGUAUAUCAAUCCUCAGUUGUCUGUCCUCAACCUCUCAUGUCUAAAGAGUGCAAACAACGAUGAAGCACGGCAACAAGGAUUUGCUGGUGCACAGCAAUGGGACCGUAGAGCACAUGGUCAUCAUGAAUACUGUGGUGGGCUGUGAGGUCAAUCUAUACAAUUACCCCUUCGCUUCAGAUUUCUGCGCCAUCGGAAUCAAUGUGUGGGCACUUAGGGGUAAGAGCAUAAUUUCAAACCUCAUUCUGUCUGCUAAACGGUUCUUGCACACAAUUACUUACCAAAGAUCUUAUUAAAAACAAGAUGUUACCAAAAACAACGACAACUUUUUAAAAUCUGUAUAGCCUACUGCAAUUCAGUUUAUUUGUCGUCUUUAGAAUGUUCUAUGCUUCCUGACUGUCUAGUAUUUAUUUUGGUGCUCGUUAGUUGGCUGGACACAAUGAAUAUAAGGGGUGUAAUGGUUCACAAAAAUGUUGGAUUGGUUCAGUCCUUGGAUUCUUGACUCUGUUUUAUCUUGGUUUUCAGGAGGAAAAAGAAAAAAAUACCAUUACACCACCGUUUGUAAAUUAUAAUAAUAAAGAUGGACAAUCUUUAAUAUAAGUUAUCUCACAAACUAAAUAAGGUAAAUUCAUAAGUAUAGCACAAAUAAGAAUUAUAUAACAACAUAACAAAUGCAAGCUCUAAUUCGAUGUAUAGUUCAAGGCAGUAGCGUGAAAUAGAUAAAUGCAGGGGAAAUGUUUUCAGCAGUAUUACAUGAGGAUAGACGGGAGUUAUAAAACCCGGCAGAAUGUUGUUCUGUACGGUAUGAGACAGGAUAAGAGGCAGUGUUUUAUAGUGUGUAUGCUGAAAGGAAGAAAUCUCCAAUAUUUUUAUUAUUUGAUUACUCCUGUAAGCUUUAGCCUAGACUUGAAGGGGAAGUUCAGGAUUUUACAACUUGAUGUUAGAUGGUUCCUCACCCUGAAAGUAGUUUAUGAGAUAAGAGAAAGUGUAAUCCAUGGUUCGGUUUUCUCUGAAGAACAACUACAAACUUCAGCUAACAUUAGCCCUCCGCUAACAAAAAAUAUAUGGGAGUGAUAGGGGAAAUUGUGCGAUUGUCAAAAUGUCAUGGCCAACUCCAUAUUUAGUGUGGCACUUUUCUCUCAUAGACCGCAGGCUGCCAAAACAAAGACGUUUUGUUUUGAUAUGCCUGCCAGAAUUAAUCAAACUGUUUCUUAGGGCCAUGAUUGACUACUAGUAUGAACUUGAGAAACGUUGAUUUGAUAUUUAUGACCUUAUAACUUCAUACCAGCCAUUGUAAGAAUGGAUCUACCAGUGACGUUGUUUCACCAAAGUGGCUCCUUCAGAAAUAUUAGUUAGGCUACUGCCACUGGAGGAGGGAUUAAAAUGUUCAUUACUUUAUUCAAAAGUUUUUCUCAUUUUAAAAUGUUCUAUGUGCUAGUUUUUCCAUCCAUUUAGUUUUUCCAUCCUCUCCUGAGAACCAAGAUAAAACCGAACCAAGAGCCAAAAAUCAUGGAAUGAACUGAACCAAAUAUGUUGUGAAUCGUUACACCCCUAAUGCCUAUUUAUAUAAACAAAUAUGUUUCGUUAUAAGCUAUGGUAAGGAGUGAACUAGCAUCAAAUAUCUGCUUUCUUCAGGAUGUGGCAUGUUCCUGACCUUUGGGAAUGUGAGCAAAACUAGCGCAAACCGCGGGGACUGGCUAACCGAGGCAGUGGAACUCAAUGCUAAAGAAGGCAGAGAUGAUCGCAACUAUCUAUGGGUUAGUGAGUGCUCCUGGUGAUUUCCGUUGUUGUUUUUUUAUGAGGGACAUGUAAAGAUACUUUACUCUUCCUAUUUUGCUUAAGCUUAAAAAACAUUUACACUCAAAAAAGACAAUACACUUGAAUCAACAUUUGCCUGAUGUUUUCAUACCUUUCAUAAGUAGUAUUCAGUUGAGAUAAAUACACAUCACAUCUGUUUUUGUUGAUCCAGCUACAUGCCACAAUCGAAAAUGAAUAGAAAAGAUAUGCACCAUGUAAUUUCCAGAUUUACAGUGCGUAUCUUUUCCCAUUAAUUUGGGGUUAAGGCAUAGCUAGAUGUACAGUUGAAGUCUGAAGUUUACAUACACUUAGGUUGGAGUCAUUAAACCUCGUUUUUCAACCACUCCACAAAUUUCUUCUUAACAAACUAUUGUUUUGGCAAGUCGGUUAGGACAUCUACUUUGUGCAUGACACAAGUAAUUUUUCCAACAAUUGUUUACAAACAGAUUAUUUCACCUAUAAUUCACUGUAUCACAAUUCCAGUGGGUCAGAAGUUUACAUACACUAAGUUGACUGUGCCUUUAAACAGCUUGUAAAAUUCCAGAAAAUGAUGUCAUGGCUUUAGAAGCUUCUGAUAGGCUAAUUGACAUCAUUUGAGUCAAUUGGAGGUGUACCUGAGGAUGUAUUUCAAGGCCUACCUUCAAACUCAGUGCCUCUUUGCUUGACAUCAUGGGAAAAUUAAAAGAAAUCAGCCAAGACCUCAGAAAAAAAAUCUAGACAUCCACAAGUCUGGUUCAUCCUUGAGAGCAAUUUCCAAACGCCUGAUGGUACCACGUUCAUCUGUACAAACAAUAAUACGCAAGUAUAAACACCAUGGGACCACGCAGCCGUCAUACCACUCAGGAAGGACACGCGUUCUGUCUCCUAGAGAUGAACGUACUUUGGUGCGAAAAGUGCAAAUCAAUCCCAGAACAACAGCAAAGGACCCUGUGAAGAUGCUGGAGGAAACAGGUACAAAAGUAUCUAUAUCCACAGUAAAACGAGUCCUAUAUCGACAUAACCUGAAAGGCCGCUCAGCAAGGAAGAAGCCGCUGCUCCAAAACUGCCAUUAAAAAGCCAAACUACAGUUUGCAACUGCACAUGGAGACAAAGAUCUUACUUUUUGGAGAAAUGUCCUCUGGUCUGAUGAAACAAAAAUAGAACUGUUUGGCCAUAAUGACCAUCGUUAUAUUUGGAGGAAAAAGGGGGUAGCUUGCAAGCCGAAGAACACCAUCCCAACUGUGAAGCACGGUGGUGGCAGGAUAAUGCUGUGGGGGUGCUUUGCUGCAGGAGGGACUGGCGCACUUCACAAAAUAGAUGGCAUCAUGAGGAAGGAAAAUUAUGUGGAUAUAUUGAAGCAACAUCUCAAGACAUCAGUCAGGAAGUUAAAGCUUGGUCGCAAAUGGGUCUUCCAAAUGGACAACGACCCCAAGCAUAUUUCCAAAGUUGUGGCAAAAUGGCUUAAGGACAACAAAGUCAAGGUAUUGGAGUGGCCAUCACAAAGCCCUGACCUCAAUCCUAUAGAAAAUGUGUGGGCAGAACUGAAAAAGCGUGUGCGAGCAAGGAGGCCUACAAACCUGACUCAGUUACACCAGCUCUGUCAGGAGGAAUGGGCCAAAAUUCACCGAACUUAUUGUGGGAAGCUUUUGGAAGGCUAACCGAAACAUUUGACACAAGUUAAACAAUUUAAAGGCAAUGCUACCAAAUACUAAUUGAGUGUAUGUAAACUUCUGACCCACUGGGAAUGUGAUGAAAUAAAUAAAAGCUGAAAUAAAUUAUUCUCUCUACUAUUAUUCUGACAUUUCACAUUCUUAAAAUAAAGUGGUGAUCUUAACUGACCUAAAACAGGGAAUUUUUACUAGGAUUAAAUGUCAGGAAUUGUGAAAAACUGAGUUUAAAUGUAUAUGUAAGGUGUAUGUAAACUUCCGACUUCAACUGUACACAACCGAUGGUGAAGGAUGUGGACUCAUUGACAUUAGACUUCUUUUGAAUUCUGAAAACAUCUGACAGUUUGAUUUUGAAGUGUAACGCUCUUCCCUUUCAAUGUCAAACAAACGUUUAGAUGCAAAAACUCUUCCUCUCUGGCCUACCUGUCUGUCUUCACAGGUGUCGCUGAAAAUGCGGUCCGAAACCCCGUUUCUGACCCUGGUCCUGCCCAGUAUACUGAUCAUUGUGGCUGAUGUAGUGAGCUAUACCUUGCCACUGGGAAAGGGCAAGCGCAUCCCCUUCAAGGUUACACUGGUUCUCAGCUUCAUCAUGUUCCUCAUCAUCCUCAAGGAUCUUCUGCCCGGAGGAGGCCAGUGCAGCCCCAUCAUCCGUGAGUAUCCUGUGUGUAAUGCACCAGAAUGAAACAGCAUUUUGUUAUAAAGGGUGUGUAUGUAACGGAGUUAAGAACGUGCCGUAAGCUCAUUCCACAGCUAGCUUGAAAUGUUGCCAAGGGAGCUAUUCAAUUUGAUAUUUUUUUUAUAGUUCAAUUGGUUGGUACGUUGUCAAGGAGGACGGUCAUGUGUUUGUGAGCAGAGGAUCACCAGUUCUAGCCCGAUAUAUUACAGAGACAGUGAAGGAUGCUAUACUGUUAGCAGCACACUGACAUCAGUUUCAUGUAUACAGUCCCUCUCUGCCACCAUAUUUAGUAUUUAUUUAGUAUUUAUUAGGAUUCAAAGUUACAUCACAACAAAACACAACAGUCUUCAUCAAUAAAACAUGACAUCAUACAAGACAUUACUCUAUGAUUACAAAUGUACAAUAUAAAAUCCACAAUACCACAACAUCACAAUGUGUGUGUGUGUGUAGAGUGCGUCCAUAUAACACUCACACAUCUCUCUCUCUUGUUGUUCUCCAUAGGAAAGCACUUCUGUUUCUGUUUGGUCAUCCUGGUGUUGAGCAUGUUGCAGUCUAUGGUGCUCACACGUCUGGCUAAGUGUGGCACUCUCUGGCCCUGCAGCCUCUCCAAGUCCAAAGACUCACUCCUUAAAGACACAGACAAUGAAGAGGGUAAACUUUUUAAUUCUUCUGUCAUCUCAGUUAUCCACAGAGCAAGAUAUAUUUUUCUGGUUGCCAAAGAAGACGUUAACAAAACGUCCUUAUACAACUUAACGGAUUUUCCAAAUACGAUUAUGAUACGAGUGUUUUUUGUAAUUAUCCGUGAUUGGAAAAAAGUAAUUUUCAGCUGCCAUCACGCAUCUCUCUUUCACAAACAGUGUGAAGCGCUGUAAAUAGAAAGAAAGAAAGAAGGAAAGAAGGAAAAAAACAACUGUUCUGUCAACAAUAUCACUAAAUCUACCUAAAGAAGGCCCUUAUAACCACUAUCAGGAACAACUGUUUUGUCAACAAUAUCACUAAAUCUACCUAAAGAAGGCCCUUAUAACCACUAUCAGGAACAACUGUUUUGUCAACAAUAUCACUAAAUCUACCUAAAGAAGGCCCUUAUAACCACAAUCAGGAACAACUGUUUUGUCAACAAUAUCACUAAAUCUACCUAAAGAAGGCCCUUAUAACCACUAUCAGGAACAACUGUUUUGUCAACAAUAUCACUAAAUCUACCUAAAGAAGGCCCUUAUAACCACUAUCAGGAACAACUGUUAUGUCAACAAUAUCACUAAAUCUACCUAAAGAAGGCCCUUAUAACCACUAUCAGGAACAACUGUUCUGUCAACAAUAUCACUAAAUCUACCUAAAGAAGGCCCUUAUAACCACUAUCAGGAACAACUGUUCUGUCAACUAUAUCACUAAAUCUACCUAAAGAAGGCCCUUAUAACCACUAUCAGGAACAACUGUUCUGUCAACAAUAUCACUAUAUCUACCUAAAGAAGGCCCUUAUAACCACUAUCAGGAACAACUGUUCUGUCAACAAUACCACUAUAUCUACCUAAAGGCGGCCCUUAUAACCACUAUCAGGAACAACUGUUCUGUCAACAAUAUCACUAAAUCUACCUAAAGAAGGCCCUUAUAACCACUAUCAGGAACAACUGUUUUGUCAACAAUAUCACUAAAUCUACCUAAAGAAGGCCCUUAUAACCACUAUCAGGAACAACUGGUCUGUCAACAAUAUCACUAAAUCUACCUAAAGAAAGCCCUUAUAACCACUAUCAGGAACAACUGUUUUGUCAACACUAUCACUAAAUCUACCUAAAGAAGGCCCUUAUAACCACUAUCAGGAACAACUGUUUUGUCAACAAUAUCACUAAAUCUACCUAAAGAAGGCCCUUAUAACCACUAUCAGGAACAACUGGUCUGUCAACAAUAUCACUAAAUCUACCUAAAGAAGGCCCUUAUAACCACUAUCAGGAACAACUGUUUUGUCAACAAUAUCACUAAAUCUACCUAAAGAAGGCCCUUAUAACCACUAUCAGGAACAACUGUUUUGUCAACAAUAUCACUAAAUCUACCUAAAGAAGGCCCUUAUAACCACUAUCAGGAACAACUGUUUUGUCAACAAUAUCACUAAAUCUACCUAAAGAAGGCCCUUAUAACCACUAUCAGGAACAACUGUUUUGUCAACAAUAUCACUAAAUCUACCUAAAGAAGGCCCUUAUAACCACUAUCAGGAACAACUGUUUUGUCAACAAUAUCACUAGGCUACCCUGGCUAUUGACACCAUACAGACAACAUCAGCUGCUAUAGAAUCACACAGGCUCACAGAUACAUUAUCAGAGUGUUCCCGGCCCAGAAUGGCGUCAAACUUUAACCAUAACAUUCAACACUGGCAGACAUUUGACACUGGCAGUUUAACAGGUCAUCAACAGGUAUGAGUUUAACAUUAUUUCAUCUUAAAUUCCCCAUUACAUAGGCAUAAGCAUGUGCAGUUUCAGCUGUCAGGAUAAUUUCUUUGAACAUUGUGUGGAUGAGUGAAAGAACAUACGGAUGCGCUCUGAGUGACAGCGCAUUAAUUUGCGCUUGAGGUAUAGUCUUUACCAUCAUUUAAAGCGCACUUCCGGGUUUUCCGAUCACGAGUAAAUACGAUUAUGAAUACCAGUAUGAUGAGUUCGGCACACCCCUAGUUUAUCGUGUUAUAUUAACUCAUAUUAUAUUUACUUUGUCUAGAAUCCAGGCCUGAUAUUACUGUCAUCAAACUGAAAGCCUCAGAGGAAGAGAAGAAUUCACCCCUCCAGAAGGUGGUAAAGUUUCUCAACAAAAUGGCUGCACAAGACCAGAAAGAAGUUAGACACCAUCGCUUUGCCAACAAAGUAGACUUGAUCUGUUUCUGUAUCUAUCUCACCAUCCUCAUUGUUUAUACAGCCGCCAUUUUAUAUUUCUCCUUUGGUUCUCGGUGUGAGAUCAACCAUUUAGAAUUCUGGGAGAACUAA
Molecule: messenger RNA, 10427 nt
Organism: Coregonus sp. 'balchen'
Lineage: Eukaryota; Metazoa; Chordata; Actinopteri; Salmoniformes; Salmonidae
Source: the annotation of a GenBank genome assembly